CAAAUAUUGUAGGAGGUUUCGCUAUCUUUGCCAAACGUCCAGCGUAACUGUCACGUGACAACAUCUUAUUUAAACACAAUAGAGUCAUUUAGGAACAAUAUCGUAUUUUGAAGAGAAGGGACGUAGGACUAGAAGACCAGCACUGUAUAUAAACACUAUUACACACUCGGGACUUAGUAGUGCAGUAUGGGUUCGUGGACAUAUGCAAGUUUGUUGGUGACUUUCUUUUUAAACUGCUUCUCUGGUGAGACAAGAGCUGCAGUAACAACCUGUGACUACUUCCCAGAACUGUGUAAUCCAGACAUAAGCCUUCUGCUAGGCGAACAAAGAAUACCCGAUAAAAGAUUUCUCAGAUUCGGAAAAAGAGCAUUGAGUGGUGACCAUUAUAUUAGAUUUGGUCGUAACAGUGACGACAAGAGAUUCCUAAGAUUCGGUAAACGCGGGGAGGAAGAUAGUGUAGAAAACAAUUUACGAGAGGCCCUUCAAAAAGUCAUACAAUUCAAGGAAGAAACGGGUAUUCCAUUAAGGAAAAGAAGAUCAAUCGAACCGACAUUUGUGAAGGACGUGCCAGAAUCCAAAGAGAAUGAUAACUCAACUGAAAAAGAUGCGUCCGAAAAACACAAACGAGAAACAGACGAAGUAUCCGAAGAUAAACGAUUCAUGAGGUUUGGAAGAGCGCCCUCUGAUGGUUCAAACUCAGAUAGCAUCUAUAUGAAAAGGUUUAUGCGCUUUGGAAGAAAUCCUGGUUUUGACAAGAAAUUUAUGCGUUUUGGUAAGGAUGGGAAUGAAAAAAGAUUUAUGCGAUUUGGUAAACGAGAAGACGAUAUGGUUACAGAUGAUAAGCGUUUCAUGCGCUUUGGUCGUGAUCCCAAGGAUGACACACUUAUGGAAAGAUUUGUUCGCAACGGACGAAGUGGGGACGACAAGAGGUUUAUGCGAUUUGGUAAAAGUAUCGAUGAUGAAAAAAGAUUUAUGCGAUUCGGUAAACGUUUUAUGCGCUUUGGAAAAAGUAUGGAUAAUGAUGGAGAAGCUGAGAAGCGCUUUAUGAGAUUUGGAAAAAGCGUUGACGAAGAGGGCGAAAAUGACGAAAAACGAUUCAUGCGAUUCGGUAAAAGCGGCGACGAGGAAAAACGAUUCAUGCGAUUCGGUAAAAGCGGCGAUGAGGAAAAACGAUUCAUGAGAUUUGGCAAGAGAGACGAUGAUGAGAAAAGAUUCAUGAGGUUCGGGAAAAGUAUGGACGAAGAAACGGCAGACGAAGAGAAAAGAUUUAUGCGAUUUGGUAAACGCAGCGACGAUGAAAAACGAUUCAUGAGAUUCGGUAAAAGCGGUGAAGAGGACAAACGAUUCAUGCGAUUCGGAAAAAGUGGAGAUGAAGAGAAACGGUUUAUGCGAUUCGGGAAAAGUGGCGACGAGGAAAAAAGAUUUAUGCGAUUCGGGCGUGACCAAACGGACAAACGUUUUAUGCGAUUUGGUAAAUCUUUGUGAUAUUUCUUUAGUUUCCUAAACAUUUAUAAAUUAAGCAGCGCAUGAAGUACUGUAUUAUACUGUAAAUAUUGGGCUUUAUUACUUUAAUGGAAACGUUAAUAAAAUUGUAUGUGUAUGUUAUUUCCGGAAAUUACAUUCAAUAAAUAUUAUUUUCUUAUACAUAUUACAUAUGUUCAUGCAUACUGAGUAACUUCAGUAUUAUUGCUCAACUGUGUUGGACAUGCUGAAUUUGAUACCUCGUUUAUAAAAUAGUUGAUAAUAAAAUUAUUUUUACUUGUUCAUCUAACAGAGACCCUGUAUUUUAUUUUUCAAACCACCACAGAAUAAUAAAUUACCGGUGUUACUGCUGUAUAGAAGUAGGAUGUCUUUUGAUUAUCCCAGAUACUAAUCUGAUGAUGAGAUGAAUAUGUCGAUAAGCGGUGACAAAUUGAACAACCGCUUAAAAAUCAGAAAUCCACCAUUUUAUACCUCUUACCAGGAAAUUUCAUUUUCAAAGCAUGAAAACUGCAUUUGAUUGUGUAUUUGCAUUUUGACUUUGGGGAACUUAUUCAUGCUUUUGUUAUUUCUGACAUACAUCUAUUUUGCGAAUUAAAAUAUAGAAAUCUG
Messenger RNA from Ostrea edulis (European flat oyster), 2091 nucleotides. Its product is annotated as FMRFamide-related neuropeptides-like. The coding region runs from base 187 to 1485 and encodes 432 amino acids. The transcript is spliced from 3 exons. Gene Ontology annotation, biological process: neuropeptide signaling pathway. The record is from RefSeq and is a predicted model, not a curated record. Lineage: Eukaryota; Metazoa; Mollusca; Bivalvia; Ostreida; Ostreidae.